GACCACACAUGUACUCGUCGUCUUUCGCACGCCAUUGGUUUCUUAGCUGUCCUGCGUGAUCGAUGCGAAGGUCUCGUGUGCAGCUGAAGAAUGUGCGUUUGACAUUGCGGCCUGUUUUCCCAUCAAAGGGGAAAGCGUCUCAAUUACAUUGGGGUGUUGAUGCGAUGAUGCAUUAGUCCGCAGAACGCAAAGACCCGCAUAUAAAAAAAUACACGCGCUGAAGUAUGGACCUUUCCAUGGAUGACGGGAAGCUGCCGCCGUAUGCCAAGUACCAUUGCAGGAAUGAUUCGGUGACGUUGGUCGAAGCCGAUCAAGAACAGUCACAGGCCCUUCCCAAGAAAGCACGUGGAUGCCGGUGCACAGCGAGGAAAUCGCUAGCAGUAGCUAUUACGUUUUGCCUGAUCACAACGGUGGCUGCUGUGACGCUGUUCGUUCUGCAGCGAGCGGAGAUUUUACCAAAAGCAGAACGCUUGAAGACGACUGGGCUUCCCGACGUGUCCAAGCUGGUAGUGGAAGGUGUAAAAAGCGGUUUCAUAACGUUAUCGUGGCGGAGGCCCAAAGGUCGCUUCGACUACUACACUGUCGAAGUAACCGAAGACGACGCUGGCGUUGAAAGAGCUGCGCCACAUCGUUUGUGCGCCAACGGAACCAUCAUUCGACCUGACCAGACAGAAGUGACCUGCGGCCCAUUCGAACCGUGCGCCAAAUUGUCAUUCACCGUGCGUACUCAUUUCAAGGGACCACCAGAGCACGGGUCUUUAGGGGUGACAGUAGCGGGAACCUUGAUCCUCGCCGAAGCUCUGCCUGACGUAACCAAUCUCAACUUAGUGGCCGCCGAUAACCACUAUAUCACGUAA
Rhipicephalus microplus (southern cattle tick) is the source of this 857-nucleotide messenger RNA. RefSeq names its product tenascin-X. NCBI's taxonomy places the organism in Eukaryota, Metazoa, Arthropoda, Arachnida, Ixodida, Ixodidae. Gene Ontology annotation, molecular function: protein binding. The record is from RefSeq and is a predicted model, not a curated record.